Messenger RNA from Effrenium voratum, 534 nucleotides. NCBI's taxonomy places the organism in Eukaryota, Dinophyceae, Suessiales, Symbiodiniaceae. The record is from the annotation of a GenBank genome assembly.
AUGUACUUCCGUCUGGAUCACGAGGGGCACUUCGUGGUGACAGACGGAUUUCGUGACCUUGUUCGAAGAAAAGGAGUGCCGCCCAGGUAUCGAUGGCGAGCAUGGCGAGCCCUGACAGGUUGGAGUGCCUUGUCAAAGCCUGGGUGGUACGAAAGGAUCAUGAGGAAGCCUCCAGAUGGCAAAACAGUCGAGGCGAUUGAAAAAGAUCUUGACAGGACUUUCCCAGGAAUAGAAGAGUUUGACGAUGGGAAGAAGAGGGAGUUGGCCGACAUGCUUCGGGCACAUGCUGGCCUUUUCCCAAGCGUGGGCUACUGUCAAGGCAUGAACUUUGUGGCCGGCUUUCUCCUCAUGGUGGCUGGACGAGUGCCGGAUGCCGCCAAGGAUGCUUUCUUCUUGCUGGUGCAAAUGAUGGUGAAGUACAGAGCCAACCUUCUGUUUUGCGAUGGUCUCCCACUGCUGAAGCUCCAUACGUUUCAGUAUCGGACCCUGCUUCAGCGGCUCUUUCCAGAUGUGCCGUCCUUUCUGCCACACUGA